Messenger RNA from Cooperia oncophora, 240 nucleotides. The record is from the annotation of a GenBank genome assembly. Lineage: Eukaryota; Metazoa; Nematoda; Chromadorea; Rhabditida; Trichostrongylidae.
GAAACAUUAGAGGCGUUAGAGAAUCAGAUUUACAAUUUUGAAGGAUCGUACCUUGAAGAGACGGCUGAAUAUGGAAAUGUCAUAAAAGCAGCAUUGAAACAUGCACAGCAACCUCCACCUCCAAGUAUAACGUCAUCUGGAGCUCCAUUGACUCCUACGAUGAUGAGGAACGAUGUGAUCGAAGAUGAGGCGUCUCGUGAGAUGAGGCGAUCAAAGAAGCGAAAACUCGAAGAGCAGUGA